AUGACGACCAUGGAUUUGCGAGUCGGUAAUAAAUACCGCAUUGGCCGUAAGAUUGGAAGCGGUAGUUUCGGUGACAUCUACCUUGGUACCAACAUCAUCUCCGGUGAGGAAAUUGCUAUCAAGCUCGAGAGUGUCAAGGCCAAGCACCCCCAGCUCGAGUAUGAAGCUCGUGUUUACAAAUCGCUCGCGGGAGGUGUUGGAAUUCCGUUUGUCCGCUGGUUCGGCACCGAAUGUGAUUACAACGCCAUGGUUAUCGAUCUCCUUGGUCCCAGUCUGGAGGAUCUUUUCAACUUCUGCAACCGCAAAUUCUCCCUCAAGACCGUUCUCCUCCUGGCAGACCAGCUGAUCUCCCGCAUUGAAUACAUUCACGCCAAAUCCUUUAUCCACCGUGACAUCAAGCCCGACAAUUUUCUGAUGGGUAUUGGCAAGCGUGGAAACCAGGUCAAUGUGAUCGAUUUCGGUCUGGCCAAGAAGUACCGUGACCCCAAGACGCACUUCCACAUCCCGUACCGCGAGAACAAGAACCUUACCGGAACGGCCCGUUACGCCAGUAUUAACACCCACCUGGGUGUUGAGCAGUCUCGCCGUGAUGACAUGGAAUCUCUGGGAUACGUCAUGCUCUACUUCUGCCGUGGCACUCUCCCCUGGCAGGGUCUGAAGGCGGCCACGAAGAAGCAGAAGUACGACCGCAUCAUGGAGAAGAAAAUGACCACCCCCACCGAAGUCCUCUGCCGUGGAUUCCCUAACGAAUUCUCCAUCUACCUGAACUAUACUCGCUCCCUUCGGUUUGACGACAAGCCCGACUACUCCUACCUUCGCAAGAUCUUCCGCGACCUGUUCGUCCGCGAAUCCUACCAGUACGAUUACGUUUUCGACUGGACCGUCUACAAGUACCAGAAGAACGCUGCCAUGAUUGCAGACGCCACCAACAAGAAGGAUAAGGACGCCGAGGGCCGCCAGGCUGCCGGUGCAGCCCAGCUUCCUAUGCCCGCACCGGCUGCUGCGGCCAAGCCUGGCGCUAUCUCCAGCCAGCGUCGCAAGGUCAUUGAACGCGGCACCCUCGACAACACCCCCGACACUAACCGUGCUAUGGGAGGAAGUGACAGGAUGCUGCGUUCUGCUUCUAAGGUUGCUGCUUCAGGUGCUUAUGGGCCUACUGGUAGCCGCCCGAAGCGGGAUGAUGGAUAUGGUGCUCAGUGGUACUGA
This is a messenger RNA of Aspergillus clavatus NRRL 1, 1206 nucleotides long. RefSeq names its product casein kinase 1 family protein. The record is from RefSeq and is a predicted model, not a curated record. The transcript is spliced from 4 exons. Lineage: Eukaryota; Fungi; Ascomycota; Eurotiomycetes; Eurotiales; Aspergillaceae. Gene Ontology annotation, biological process: peptidyl-serine phosphorylation; signal transduction; endocytosis. Gene Ontology annotation, cellular component: nucleus; cytoplasm. The coding region runs from base 1 to 1206 and encodes 401 amino acids. Gene Ontology annotation, molecular function: ATP binding; protein serine/threonine kinase activity.